Messenger RNA from Trichogramma pretiosum, 3596 nucleotides. RefSeq names its product low-density lipoprotein receptor-related protein 2-like. The transcript has 3 exons. The coding region runs from base 557 to 3070 and encodes 837 amino acids. Lineage: Eukaryota; Metazoa; Arthropoda; Insecta; Hymenoptera; Trichogrammatidae. The record is from RefSeq and is a predicted model, not a curated record.
CACACACACUAAUACACACGACACACUUGAACAUUUAUUCGUAUAUGGAUAGUACGUGAUAUAUAUCCUAUGUACGACACACACGACGACGACGACGAUCGGCGACGACCACGACGUCGAGAGAGCCGCGGCGACAAAUAAUUUAAUCAGUUUUGUGCCGAGUUUUCGUGCGAGCGCAGCCGAUUCUUCUUCUGCGUAUCUUUUAUUUCUUUCUUUUUUUGUUAUUAUUGUAUUCGCACACGCGCGCGCCCGAGCGCGAACGAUCUCGUUCGUCGCGACCUGUAGCACUUCUCUCUGCCUCUAUCAAGGAGGAGAAGGAGAUUUUUUUCUGCAGUUUUACUCUUCCAUUCCUUUAUUGCUCCGUCUUUCUCUCUCUCUCUCUCGCGCGCAAGCACACGACUCUUGUUUUGUUUUGUAUAAGUGUGUAUCUUAUUAUCAUUGUGCGGCCGCAGCAACACGAUCAUCGCGCACGAAAGAGCCGAGAAAACACAACUCGACCAGUUGUCCGUAUAAAAGCGUUCAUGUGUUAUUAUUAUAAAUUUUUACGACAAAAAACAUGUCACCGGAAUUGACUUCUGAUUCCAACGACGAGGGCUCGAGAAUAUACUUCUUCGCCGACAGCAACGACGACGACGACAACAACCGCAACAACGCCAUAACGGGCCAGCAGCAGCCGUUUCUGCAGCACCAUGCUCGCACGCCGCCGAGAACGCCGACGUUCACGAGCCCCGGCACGGCCGACCGAAGCCACGUGAGGGUCUACCUGGCCAACGAUCACGACUCGUCGCUGCGAGCCAAUCAAUAUCAUCAUCAGAGCCUGCAGGAGCGAGCCUCGUGGAGGCGCAAGAGCAGGUGUCGGCGCGCCUGCUGCAACAAGACCUGCUGCUGGGCCUCGCUGGCCAUUAUCCUGCCGAGCUUGGUCGCCGCCUGCUACUUCGGCUAUUAUUACGCCGCCAAGUAUCACUUCAAUGUUAACAAUGGCGGUAAUGCUGCAGUCGGGAGUAAUGGAAAUGCAGCGGUUUGGGAUCCGAGCAGUAGUAGCAGUUCCACGACGACGACUACGACGACGACCGAGAUACCGAUAAAGGUCAAGGAGACGAUACAGGGCUCGAGUUUGCUCGUGAUCCAGAGCGAGCGCGACAGCCUCUGGACGUAUCAUCCGGAGCGCAACCAGUUCAGCCAGCUGCUCGCCACCCCGGCCGACUGUCGGCUGCACAGCUUCGACGUGUAUCGCGACCGCACGACCUUCUGGACGGGCAGCUGCGACCCGGCCCGCAUCAAUAGCGUUUCGGCCGACGAGGAUCGCAUCGGCAUCCAGCACACCAGCAAGCUCAACGCCAGCAGUCUGGCGGUGGACCACGUGACGGGCAACAUCUACCUGGUGGAUCGCCACCUCGGCACGCUGAGCGUCAUGGACCAGGCGGGCCGCUAUCACGCCCUGCUGCUGUCGGAGCUCGCUGAGCCGCGCUACCUCGAGCUCGACCCGGAGUCCGGGGUGCUGUUCGUGCUGCAGUCGCCCUCGAAAGCCUCGCGAGCGCAGCUGCCCGACGACGUGGCCGCGGAAUUUCUGCGCGGACAGUCGGAGAUACUGCGAGCCGACAUGGACGGCGCCGAUGCCCGAGUGAUCGUGGCCAACGCGCCCAUCUCGGCGCUGGCCGUCGACGUCGAGUACAAGAAUCUCUUCUGGUCGGUCGACUUCGAUCACGUGUUCCGCACGGACUACGAGGGCGACCAGCGCACCCGCGUCAUACCGCUGGCGAGGCGAGUCAUCAGCAUGGCCGUGCUCGAGGACACCUUAUACAGCAGCGAGGUGGCCAACGUGGCCAAUCCCGUGCACGAUCAGCCCGUCUCCAACGUGCUGAGAUCCUGUCAGCUGGCCAAGGAGAACACCUGCAUGCACCUGACGAGCCACGAGCAGCUGCCGUUCCGCGAUCCGGGCCCGCUGCGUACCUGGGGUGGGCGUCGGCGCACUCGCUGGAAUCCCUGCGCCGGCCGGACCAACGGCGGCUGCGAGCAGCUCUGCCUCAAAGCCCUGGACGCCUCGAGGACCUGUCGCUGCGCCAUCGGCUGGCGCCUGGCCGAGGACGGCCGUGGCUGCGUGCGCGGCGACCUCGGGCCCCAGCUGGUCUAUCUGCAGGGCGGCUACGUGCGCGCCAAGACGAUCGAUCCUGCCAGGAAGCAGUUUACCGAUUUCAUCUGGCCGACGAGUUACGCCGAUUACGUGGCUAUGGACGGCGAAGACCGAGAGGCUCCCGCUAUCACCGCGGUGAGCUUCGAUUACGACCCGUCGACCCACGAGAUCUUCAUCAGCAACGGCCGCAGCGUCUACAAGAUGAACGUGAGCCGCGACGAGCCGCCCAGCAAGAUUUUCAGCUUGGACGACGUGGCGAACUACGUCAUCAACGAUCUGUCCGUGGACACCACGGAGAACCACCAGUUCUACUACAUCAAGCACGCGCUGCAUCGCGAGAGCGGCCACAACGACAGCAUCGCCCGAGUCGACACUCUCAAUUACAACGAGUCGCACUUCCUCACGAUACCGUUCCAUCCGGCCGAGCGACUGCUGCGCACGCGGCCCUACUCGCUGGUGCUCGAUCUCAAGCACAGAAAGGCCUACUUCACCGCGGACAGGGACAAUCAGAACAACGUCCAUCGGGUCGAUCUCUACGACGCCGCGCAGGUGGCCACCGUCACCUCCGAUCUGCCCUACUACAAUCCGGAGAAGAUCGUCGCCAUCGACUACCAGGCCAAUCGACUCUACUACGUGGCUGAUCGCUACGAUCGCUGGAUCGUCAAUACCGAUCUCAACGGGCGCGACGAGCGCCGGCUGCGCGUACCCAUCGAGAGAGUGCGUAGUCUGUCGGUGCACGAGGACUGGCUGUACGUGGCCAACGCCACGGGCGUCUGGCAGCUGAACAAGACCCAGCCCGGGGACACGAACGCCACGAGCCUCGUCGCGCCCACGUUCGAGACCUACGCGGAGAUCGUGGCCGCCCGAGUCUUUUACAAUUGGACGUUCCCGCGCGUGCCCUACCUCUGGGGCUCGUCCGAUUUUCUAGGAAUCGCCUAGUUAGUUGUAUGUAUAGAGGAGGAGACGCGCGCGUCGCGAUAUAUAAAUAAUGUAUAAAGAAAAAAAUUGUAAAUACGGGAGAGAGAGAGAGAGUCUAGUCAUUUUGUGAGAUAGAGAGAGAGAGAGAAACUGUGAGCGUGCGCGACAAAACAAGGUGCUUAACCGUAGAGUAUUUUUUUUUCCUUCUCUAACGUGGAUGAUUGACUGACCGAUUCGUUACGAUUGUACAUAUUCAGCGCACACAUUUAUCGUCAUAUUUCUUGUGAUCGUACUAGUCAUUUGUAAUUAUAAAAUGUCGAGUGCCUCUGUGCGCGCUGCACGCACGCACGCGUUUGUACAUAAUAUAUAAAAGUGUGUUCCACGAUCGAUCUCAGACUGUUUAUUAUUAUUACCUUUUUUUGUAUGUAAAUUACAAAAUAUUUUUUUUAGCUGCCAAAUUUGUAAAUAACAUAUCUCCAUAUGUGUAAUUAUUAUUAUUAAACGCACAAUCGUUUGUAUCAUGAAAAACGAGAAUCAUAAUUUUAAA